AUGGCGAUUCCUGAAAAAUGUACCGUUCUCGUCAUUGGCGGUGGGCCAGCUGGCUCAUACGCAGCUUCAGCUUUGGCACGAGAGGGCAUCGACACCGUCCUCCUGGAGGCUGACAAAUUUCCACGAUACCAUAUUGGAGAGAGUAUGCUGGCGUCCAUGCGCCACUUCCUCAGGUUCAUCGAUGUGGACUCAGUUUUUGAUAGCUACGGGUUCACAAAGAAGGUUGGUGCAGCUUUCAAGCUCAACCCUAAAAAACGCGAAGGAUAUACCGAUUUCCUUGCUGCUGGUGGUCCCCAGAACUAUGCUUGGAAUGUGGUUCGCUCGGAGGCAGACCACCUGCUUUUCCAGCAUGCCGCCAAAAGCGGCGCAAAGACUUUUGACGGCGUCCAGGUUAAGUCCAUCAGGUUCGUUGAUGAGCCCUACAAGGGCCCUGGCGAACUGCCUCAUGACUAUCCUGGACGGCCUGUUUCAGCAAUCUACCUCCGAAAGGACGACAACACGUCUCACGAGAUCAAGUUUGACUACGUUGUCGAUGCCAGUGGACGUGUAGGGAUUCUUAGCACGAAACAUCUGAAGAACAGAAAGUACAACCAAGGCUUGAAGAAUGUCGCUACGUGGGGAUACUGGAAAGGAGCUGGCGCAUAUGGUGUCGGAACGCCAAGACAAAACUCACCCUUCUUUGAAGCGCUUCAAGAUGAGAGCGGCUGGGCGUGGCUGAUUCCCCUGCACAACGGAACAACGUCUGUGGGAAUCGUCAUGAAUCAGAAGAUGUCUGCCGAGCGGAAAUCUCAAGCCGGCUCUCCCGACUCAAAAACCUUCUACUUGGACAACCUUAAGCAACUCGCGCCAGAUCUAUCCAAGCUACUUGAGAACGCCGAGCUACUGACAGAUAUCAAGUCCGCAUCAGAUUACUCAUACAGCGCCUCGGGCUAUGCUAUUCCUUAUGCUCGAAUUGCAGGUGAUGCUGGUUGUUUCAUCGACCCGUACUUUUCUUCUGGCGUCCACCUCGCGUUCGUUGGUGGUCUAUCUGCAGCAACGACAAUUUCCGCAGCGAUCAAGGGCCAAGUCCCGGAGGAGGAGGCUGCCGAUUGGCACUCGAAGAAGGUUGCCGACAGUUAUAUUCGCUUCCUGCUGGUUGUAUUGAGCGCUUACAGGCAGAUUCGCAGCCAGGAAGAGGCUGUGCUGAGUGACUUUGAUGAAGAUAACUAUGAUCGCGCCUUUGCUUUCUUCCGACCAAUUAUUCAGGGAACUGCGGAUGUCGACACGAAGCUGUCCAAAGAGGAGCUCAAUAAGACUCUCGAGUUCUGCAGCAACGCCUUCGAGCCCGUCAAGCCAGAAGAUCGCUCGAGCAUGCUGGAGCAAAUGGGCAAGGAUCCCACCGCCGCGUACCAGGUCGACCUCUCUCCUGACCAGCGGACUGUCGUUGAUCACAUCCGUGCCAGACAAAUGAUGAGGACGGAGGAUACGAUGAACAUCAGCAGCUUUGGAUCGGACUCGAUUAACGGUUUUGUCCCCCACCUGAAGAGGGGUGACCUUGGUCUUAUGGCCAAGGCCUAA
Messenger RNA from Trichoderma citrinoviride, 1557 nucleotides. Its product is annotated as FAD/NAD(P)-binding domain-containing protein. Bases 1 to 1557 code for a protein of 518 amino acids. Gene Ontology annotation, molecular function: monooxygenase activity. The transcript is spliced from 6 exons. Lineage: Eukaryota; Fungi; Ascomycota; Sordariomycetes; Hypocreales; Hypocreaceae. The record is from RefSeq and is a predicted model, not a curated record.